CUAAGUAAUAACUUAGAAUAUCAGAAAACAACAAGUGAUGGUGAAACAUUUCACUGAAAAAUAAAAAUGAGUAGGCUAGCCUGUAAAAUACAUUAGUGGCCAUUUGGCCAAUCAAACGCAGGCGUGUACGUCAAUUAAUGUCAUGGAAACAGAAGGACGAUCCGAGGAGCCUAUAUAAGGGCUGCAGACCAUUCUAAUUUCUCGCUUUGCAUUUUGACUUGGGCUUCAUGCAAAUCGAACCUGUGGAAAACAAACUCUUGAGUUUUAAACCGCUGGAGAUAACAUACUGCAAACUGAUCACUUGGAAAAAUAAAAGAACAACAAAGAACAACACAACUUCCGAAUCACUUACUAUUGUGGUGAAAGGAAGAGCUUGGACAUGGCUGGUCGUCCGCCUGGUGGUUUACCCGAGGAGCACCUCCAGGAUUUUCCGAGGAGACGCAUCCAUGGGUGGCACAUGCUUGCAAGACAAGGCAGUGUAGACAACUUACCACGUCCUGCAGAACCUGGCCUCCCUGAAGAGGAAGGUGAGUAUAACAUUGGUCACCGUUUUCCCCCUCUCAGAGAAGAUGAACAUCAAUUUCAGGAGUGGGUGGAUGAAGACUCAGAGGAUGAAGACGAGUGGCCUUACUGGUCUGUAGAUCCUGGGUAUGGCUCCAUGUCGGAAAAGGACGAGAAUGCAGAGGAAGAGGAGCAAGUGGAUGCUGAAAAUUGUAGUGAUAGUUAUGGUGAUGGUCAUAGUGAUGGUGACGUUGGUAGAGAUGGUGACGUUGAUAGUGAUGGUGGUAGUGGUAGUGGUAGUUAUGGUUAUAGUAAUGGUUAUAGUGAUGGUUUUAGAGAUGGUUAUGGUGAUGGUUUUUGUGAUGAUUUUAGUGCUGGUAAUGCUUAUAGGGCUGGUCAUAGUGCUGGUUAUAUUGCUGGUUAUAGUGAUGGUUAUAGUGAUGGUUAUAGUGAAGGUUGUCGUGAUGGUUCUAGUGAUGGUUCUAGUGAUGGUUCUAGUUUUCAUGAUGAUGUCAACAUCCUACCUUCCUCCCCUCUCAUCGAGCACGUCCCACCUCCAAGUUUUUGGCACCAAUUUAAACCACCGCGUCCUUCCUUUCCCACUGGUGAGCCACUCUUUCACCUCCCAUUUGGUGGUACGCUGCACGGGCUUCCUGCGCUGCAAGUGAGAGAACCUGAAUAUGGUUGUCCCUCAGCCUCUCAAAGGUCACACCUUUGCCUCAGGGAGUCUGCACACUACUCUUCAGGCCUUGGCCCCUCCACAAACAGAAGAAGGGAAGACAGCUCCAGGGAGUCUGCACACUCCUCUUCAGGCCUCGGCCCCUCCACAGAGAGAAGAAGGGAAGACAGCUCCAGGGAGUCUGCACACUCCUCUUCAGGCCUUGGCCCCUCCACAGACAGAAGAAGGGAAGACAGCUCCAGGGAGUCUGCACACUCCUCUUCAGGCCUCGGCCCCUCCACAAAGAGAAGCAGGGAAGAGAGUGACACCCUGCAGGUAAGUAUGAAGAAGCUGAAGGGGAAUUGUGAGGACAGCCUCAAUGAGUUACCACCCUCCUCUUCAGGCCACGGCCCGUCCACACAUAGAAGAAGGGAAACCAGCACCAGCGAGUCUGCACACUCCUCUUCAGGCCUCGGCCCCUCCACAGACAGAAGAAGGGAAGACAGCUCCAGCAAGUCUGCACACUCCUCUUCAGGCCUCGGCCCCUCCACAAAGAGAAGCAGGGAAGAGAGUGACACCUUGCAGGUAAGUAUGAAGAGGCUGAAGGGGAGUUGUGAGGACAGCCUCAAUGAGUUACCACCCUCCUCUGGCCCCUCCACAGACAGAAGAAGGGAAGACAGCUCCAGGGAGUCUGCACGCUCCUCUUCAGGCCUCGGCCCCUCCACAGACAGAAGAAGGGAAGACAGCUCCAGGGAGUCUGCACGCUCCUCUUCAGGCCUCGGCCUCUCCACAGACAGAAGAAGGGAAGACAGCUCCAGCGAGUCUGCACGCUCCUCUUCAGGCCUCUGCCCCUCCACAUUCAGGAGAUACUGGAUGGUUCCUAUUGAUAACAUGCGUGGAAGUGAAGAUAGCGACUCAGAUUAG
Etheostoma cragini (Arkansas darter) is the source of this 2083-nucleotide messenger RNA. Its product is annotated as hornerin-like. Bases 380 to 2083 code for a protein of 567 amino acids. NCBI's taxonomy places the organism in Eukaryota, Metazoa, Chordata, Actinopteri, Perciformes, Percidae. The record is from RefSeq and is a predicted model, not a curated record. The transcript is spliced from 2 exons.